GUGUGAAAACAAAAUUUAUUCAUUCCACUCUUAGGUCGUAUCAACAUUUUGAAAGGGAAAACGUUGUUAUAGCAACAGAGCAAAAAUUUAUUGCGAACAGAAAACACAAAACGGAACAGGAAUAAAAACAAGUUAAAUAUGCCGAAGCCAGCAAGUUCUAAGUACAAGAAAUUCUCGGCGGUCAUAGACCCAAACAAACACGCGGCCAAGUUAAAAGAAAUCGAAGACCGGCACGCGGAAGAGUUGGACAUGUUCUUUGGAUACGAAGAAGAGGGCGAAGAGGAAUGCAGUGAAUUCGAAAAUGUAGAGAGCGAAUUCAGUUUAUCCGAAGGCGACCCCGCCCUACAAAUCGGAAGGAUUGAUCUCUCGUUUCCCGAGACAAGGGAAGAGUUCCAGGACAGUCCCCAAUGCUACCCGCCAUCUUACUACACCCUGUCCCCGAAAGAAAGACUCCUCCUGCUCUAUGCCGAAAACUUCCGCAAGCAGUUUGUACUAAACUAUCCCCGCCGUCGUGCUUUGGUGCUUGCCCUGCCUAACGAAUGCAAAGUACAGAAAUUCGUAUGUACCACAAUAAGGCCGACUGCGUUCGCCUACCCAGAGCUGAUAUCAAGUGUUGAGGAAAUUUCAAAGUUUGUUGCUGACUUUGUUCAAUAUGAGCCAAUGGACGAUGAAACUAAUUUGCCAACUCGCCUCAUAUCCCCGGAUACGUUGCUUCGAAAACGCCGUGGAAACUCGUACGAGAUGGCAACGCUGUUGGCCAGCAUGCUCAUUGGUGCUGGCCAUCCAGCUAUGGUCGUGUCUGGGGUAGCACGUCAAGAAACUGUUCACAACGAUCAACGCAACGUGCCGUAUCCAUAUCCCAUCGUCACUGAAGACGAUGUUGAGCAGGAAGAGGCCAAGGAAGAGAAGCCCGCCAAGUACAAGCUGCGCGCUUUACCGGACUUGGAGAGCCAUCUGGAGGAGGAAAUGGCCGAGAUCCACAGACGCAGGGCCGAAGAGCACAGUCGAAUAGAAAAUGAGCUCUUGCGAAAGCAAAUGGCGGAGCUUGAACUUCUAGCAGUCGAUCGAUAUCACUAUCGUCGAUCUCACGCUUGGGUCGCAGUUAUUAAUAACGCGCCCUGGAGUAUAAAGCCGAAAAUCACUUAUACGGACGUGAAUGGAGAUGUUGUGGAAGCCCCACCCACUGCCAUAUUCAUAGAGCCCUCCACGGGAUUCAUGUGUGAGUCGGGCUGUAAGCAGUACAUUCUGAUCGACAGCGUCUGGAAUCAAUAUAAUUACUAUGUCAAUAAGCAAACUUAUCAGCGAGUCAGUGAGUUGCGCUGGGACCUUCGGGAAAUCGCUGAUUGGGGACACAUGCUGCCAGGAGAGCCGCCGGAAAUGCGCACCUACAAAGUGUCUUCAGAUGAAAACAUCGCGGACGGCGACACCGAUAUAAAUGAGGAAAAGCAUUUAGACGCUAUUUGCAGCUGGGUGAAUCGACUUCACAUCGGCUACGCGGACUACGAGCACCGUUUCCCAAAGUCGGAGAAAAAGGUGCAGUAUUAUGGGGCCAUUCACGAACGGUUCUCGCCGUACUCGCAACGGGACGGCAAGGUGAUGCAGCUGACACUCUUUAAUGACAAAAUGUGCACCGAUCCAAAAGUCCGCUACGAAUACUAUAAGAACCGAUUUGACCUAAUGGAACAGUUGGUGUAUACGUAUGAAAAUGAUCACUAUGAGGAGCGCUUUGCCAAAGGCCGCACUGACAGUUUGAAAUCCAUUGAGUAUUUCUCGGAUUCAUCAUUGCCCCGAAAACUAAAGUUUAUCUCCAGCUCUAGACUAGAUACACUGGAAACUAUAGACUUGACUCCGGGAUUGAUCAUUCUAAAUUAUACGGGCCAAGGUGACAGGUGUUGCUACAGGGAGUAUCUAUACAAACCCAACGGCGUAGUGCUUAAAAAAGUGGUUGAAAAAUUCCAUCGAGCCGAGAAGGACGACAUUGUAGCAAACGACAUUGCGAGCAGAACGUUUUUGUUUCAGCAAAACAAAAUUAUUAUCAAAUUCCACUACACCUUCGGAGCUCUUACUGCUACCACAGUAGAGUUCACAAAGCCCCCGAAACCAGAUUACGGGACGGAAUUGGUAUACGAUGAGAAGUUAACCAAGAUAUACAGGGCAAAUCCAUUGGAUCCGAUACGGACUAAUCUGGAGUUGUACAAAUUGCUAUUAGAGCAACUGCAGUCAGAGGAUCGAAUAAAAAAGACUUUCAUUGCCGUUCAGGACGAUAUCAGCAAUAUUUUCGAUCAGCGCAAUAGGGAAAAGACGGACCCCAAACUGAAGUUUAGCUUGUUCGACCCAUUACGCAAUGGAGCUGCUCGUGCACUCCGAAUGCAACAGUUUAAAGAAGAACAGGAGAAGAAGCGCGAACUGUCCAGUAAGCCAGCGGACUUCUUGGCUCCGUAUUUGGUACCAUUCAAAGAUCAGGAUGAACUAACUCAGGAGCAAUCUGUGGCUGCAUACAAUGCCUGCCUGAAUGAUCUUAAGUCCCUAUUUGUCACUUUGCUCAACAAUUUACAAAGGCAAUACGAAGACCUCACGAGCGAGGCGAAAUCUUUAAACCGUUUCUUAAACAAGUUCGAGAAUCAAUUUGACAAUUUCGACUAUAAUCGUCUGGUACAGCAGGCCAAGGAUCUAGAACUCAGAAAGCGAAUGGUCCAGCAGCGCCUAACUCUAACUCACCAGGAGUCUCAGAAGAAGUAUGAAUGGGUGAAGGCUUCACUGCAAAAAGAUCCUCGAUUAAAUUUGAAAAUGGAGGAAGAAAAGGAAUCCGACGAAUAAAAUUUGUAAUGAAAACGGAAUUA
Drosophila arizonae is the source of this 2840-nucleotide messenger RNA. RefSeq names its product coiled-coil domain-containing protein lost boys (gene lobo). Gene Ontology annotation, biological process: flagellated sperm motility. The record is from RefSeq and is a predicted model, not a curated record. NCBI's taxonomy places the organism in Eukaryota, Metazoa, Arthropoda, Insecta, Diptera, Drosophilidae. Gene Ontology annotation, cellular component: motile cilium.